CAGGCGGCGAGCGACUCUCUGAUUGGUGGGGCGAUGCUCUUCACCGCCGUCUUCGUGUUCGUGUACUACACCAUCUGGGCCAUCCUCCUCCCAUUCUUCGACCCCGAGAGCCCCAUACACUCAUACUUCCCAGCCCGUGAAUGGGCAGUCCGUCUACCCGCAUUCAUACUCGUCGUCGGCCUGUCAGCCGUAGGCGCAUUUAUUGGCAACACCAUCCUGAAGGAGAACCGCAAAAAGGCAGAGCGCGCGCGGUUACGGACUGCGUAG
Molecule: messenger RNA, 267 nt
Organism: Schizophyllum commune H4-8
Lineage: Eukaryota; Fungi; Basidiomycota; Agaricomycetes; Agaricales; Schizophyllaceae
Exons: 2
Biological process (GO): GPI anchor biosynthetic process
Cellular component (GO): dolichol-phosphate-mannose synthase complex; endoplasmic reticulum membrane
Molecular function (GO): enzyme regulator activity
Source: RefSeq, a predicted model, not a curated record